AGCUUCUCGGCUUCAUCAAACCAAAGAAGCACCCAAAGAAACACCUAGCUAGCAAAGUACAUGUAUGUAAGAUGGUGACUGUAUCCAAGAAGGAGCAUCAUGAUCAGCAACUGUUGCCGAAUCGUCAGGCAGUAAUUGGGUUCUAUGUGAUACUUUUCGUGUUGCUGGGGGUCCUUGUGAAUUCCCGUUGGUUGUUUGGCUCGGACAACAACACCAGUAGUAGUAGUGGCAGUAAUACACAUCCAUCCCAAGCAUCCGGUUUCCAACGGCAAGCCAACACAAUAUUGCAACACACAGUGGAUCAGGGUCUUUUGACGACAGAACUUUCCCAACGGGAAUUUGUGUUGGCCAAUGGGUUUCCAUCACAAUGGCAAUGGCCGCCCUGUCUAUUGGACGGAAUCCUACAGGCAAAGAAGACCACAACAUCCGAGUUGAAUGUGGCCAUUUUGGGAGGCUCCACGAGCGCCCGGGCGGCGUACAAUUGUGACAAGUACAAUGUGGGAAAUCCUGUGGAAGGACGAUAUAGCAACAUCCUCCAGCAGCUAGUGAGAGCCCAAGAAAACAAACUCCAACAAGAAGAGUCAGCCUUUCGAAUCAAUUUCCAAAACUUGGCACAAGGAUCUACCAACUCUCUGUACAGUGCCAUGCAUAUGGAUACUCUGCUGCUACCAAACGAAACAGAUGUAGUCAUUUGGGAUCAUGGACCAGAUGAUGAUCAAAUCCUAACCAAACACAAUUUUGGAGGCGAGGCGGAAGAACUUCGAAGACUCGAAUUCUGGUUCACAAGGCUCAAGGCGCUCUAUGGUCAAGCCGGAAAACCUCCUCCGCCCAUUAUUGUGCUGCGUUGGUGGCGUCGCACGUGGUGGUCACGCAAAACACACGGGCCCACUUUGGAUUCCAAUCAAAUGGACUACUUGGGUCCCCUAUUCAGUCACCUCCAAGGAUUGGGGUUUGACAUUGCCGUGGUCAAUGUCGGUGCCGCCAUUCCCUGGACUUCUCGAUUUCGCAGCAAGGAAAGUCAUCGAUUGGUAUCCGAUGAUGGACUUCAUCCGUCCUGUUCCGGGGCUACCUUUGCCGCACAAAUGCUAGAACAUUUAUUGUAUUCCAAUUGGGGUAAUGGUACAGAAUCUUGUGGUGGUGCACUUCCCUCGCGAACUAUCGUGAAACAACCCAUGAAACACAACAACAACAAUGUCUCGUGGAGUCCACAGGACCAGCUACUAUGGGAGGAUCUCUUUCGGGAAGAUGCCAAAUUGGGAAGUAUCAAUUCCUGGGAACCCAAGUUGUUGAUGUGA
This is a messenger RNA of Seminavis robusta, 1295 nucleotides long. NCBI's taxonomy places the organism in Eukaryota, Bacillariophyta, Bacillariophyceae, Naviculales, Naviculaceae. The record is from the annotation of a GenBank genome assembly.